UUAGGAUUAAUAAUAAGCUGCUUUCUCUUCCUCUGCAGGUGAAGAUUGAAGAUUGAAGAUUAAGAAAGAACAUGGGCAGUUUCAAAACUGUUUGUGUUUUCUGUGGAAGUAAAUCAGGGAACAAAAAAAUAUUCAGUGAUGCAGCCCUUGAUCUUGGAAGAGAACUGGUGGAGAGAAAGAUGGAUCUGGUUUAUGGAGGAGGAAGUGUUGGGCUUAUGGGUUUGGUCUCUCAGACUGUUUUCAAUGGUGGAUGUCAUGUUCUUGGAAUUAUUCCAACAGCUCUUGUUCCACUUGAGAUAUCAGGCCAUGCAGUGGGAGAAGUAUUAGUUGUCUCAGACAUGCAUGAAAGGAAGGCUGAGAUGGCACGCCGCGCCGACGCCUUUAUCGCAAUUCCGGGAGGAUAUGGAACAAUGGAGGAGUUGCUUGAGAUGAUAACAUGGUCUCAACUUGGAAUCCACAACAAACCAGUUGGUCUUCUAAAUGUUGAUGGAUAUUAUGACUGCUUGCUUGGACUGUUCGACAAAGGAGUUGAGGAAGGGUUCAUAAAGUCUUCUGCAAGGGACAUUGUGAUCUCUGCUAAGAAUUCCCAAGAACUGAUAGAGAAAAUGCAGGAAUAUACACCAAUGCAUGAACAAGUUGCAGCUAGUACAUGCUGGAAAGUGGAAGCACGUUGA
Messenger RNA from Telopea speciosissima, 674 nucleotides. RefSeq names its product cytokinin riboside 5'-monophosphate phosphoribohydrolase LOG8-like. NCBI's taxonomy places the organism in Eukaryota, Viridiplantae, Streptophyta, Magnoliopsida, Proteales, Proteaceae. Bases 72 to 674 code for a protein of 200 amino acids. The record is from RefSeq and is a predicted model, not a curated record. Gene Ontology annotation, biological process: cytokinin biosynthetic process. The transcript is spliced from 7 exons. Gene Ontology annotation, cellular component: cytosol; nucleus. Gene Ontology annotation, molecular function: hydrolase activity, hydrolyzing N-glycosyl compounds.